AUGAGUCAUCCACCUCCCCCAUUUUCACUUCCUCCACAUCCACCACAUCCUUCAGCCUUUCCCUUCCCUCUUGAUCCAACAACUUUGGCUGCUUUUCAACCUUUUAUGGUUCAAGUUCAGACUGAACAUCGACGAAAAAAUGCGACAAGAGAAGUUACGGCACCCUUAAAGCAAUGGCUAAAUAUGCAUAGGAAGAAUCCUUAUCCUACAAAGGCUGAGAAGACUUUGCUGGCAGUGGUUUCCACCUGGUUUGCCAAUGCCCGUCGCCGUCUCAAAAAGGAAAAUAAAAUGGAAUGGUCCCCUAGAGAACGUCCAGAGGAUGAUUGUGAUGAGGGGGAUGGUGAAGAAGUUGAUGUGGAUACAGAAGAGAAUCAUCAUUCUCAAAACCAUCAACAACAAGGAAUGUCAGAUUUUUUGAUGUUAAUGAGUGGAAGACAUCAACAACAACAAAAUUUACUUGCCCAGCAACAAUGGGCCAUGUUUAAUGACCAAAAUAAGAAUGGAGGAAUUUCAGAAAUACAACAACUACCAAGUAAAAGUACAAGUCCAACCUCCUCUUCCAACAACCCUAAGGAUAAGGAAGAAGAUGAAAAUGAAGAGAAGAAGGUGAAUGGGGGGAUAAAUGAGAGAAGAGAGAAGAAGGUGGUUAAAAAAAGAAAAUUUUGGUCAAUUGCGGAUACUUUGGGAAAUGUAGAUGAUAAGAAGGAGGAAGAUAAGGAGGAGGAAGAAGGAGAGAUCAAUGGAUGUACUAAACAGCCUGAAUUUAGUAGAAAUGCGGUGUCGUUGUCUUCCUUUCAUUAUCUGAGGCCGGAAACGACCGAAAAGGUGGAUAUUUUUGGAAAACAUAUCUUAGAACUAGGGGGAGGAGGGAAAAUUCUUCGGAUAUCCGAACUGAACCGAGGAAGCGAACCAAAAAAUUCUCGGUUCUUCGGUUCGGUUCGGUCUAGUACCGACAACCCUACUCAGGACAAUUGAAAAAUCUUUAGGGAACAGAUCUCAUUCUGAAUUUAAAAUCCGAAGGGUAGGUGAACGAAAAGAAAUGUAUGAGG
Messenger RNA from Meloidogyne enterolobii, 1049 nucleotides. The record is from the annotation of a GenBank genome assembly. NCBI's taxonomy places the organism in Eukaryota, Metazoa, Nematoda, Chromadorea, Rhabditida, Meloidogynidae.